UUAAAAUUAAAAUAUAAAAAUAAAUAUCGACAUCAUAUUGAAAGAAUAACACUGACAAUAUGGUGAAACCAAAAAAUGCGAAGAACGAAGAUAAUUACUUUCGUAAUAAUAAAAAUAAAAAUUCUACAUUAGAUUGCAACAUAGUAAUAAUUUCAAGUGAUGAAGAGGAAGAUAUAAAACCUUUUUCUAGUUUAUUAAAUAUAGAAGCUGAAAAAGACUUAUUGAAAGAGUGCAAAAAUAAUCAAGAUAAUAUGUUAAAUAUUUCUAAUAAUUCCAAUAAUAUUAAAAGUGAAAAUCAUCCAAUCAACAAUGGAGAACAAAGAAAAAUUGCACAAAUUGUUCCAUUAACUAAUGAUUCAACAAUUACACAAAAUCAAAAUAUUAAAAAUGUGAAUAAAAAAGCAAGAAUUGAUCAUUACAAUAGUAAUUAUCAAGGUGUGAACAUUUCAUUAGAUACAAUUAAUCCAAAAGUCAAGAAAGAGAAUGUUAAUGUUACGAAAACAUCUGCAAACAUUGGCGGUGAAAGCCUAGGUGCAGAUUUAAAAAAAGAAUUUGUAUUGCAUGAGGAAGAAUUAAAUCAGACUGAACAGAUAAAAAAUGAAUAUGAUGAAUCAGAUUCUACAAUAGAAUGGUACAGAGACUUAUAUUCAAGUGAUGAGGAUGAAGAGGAAGAUAUAAAACCUAAUAUUCCUCUUUCUCAUUUACUAAAAAUGGAACUUGAAAAAGACUUGUUCAAAGAGUUAAGAUUCGGUUAACACGCUCACCGCAACGGCAUAAUUUAAUUAACAUAUUAUUAUUAGUAUUAGUAGUAGUAGUAGUAGUAGUAGUAGUAGUAGUCUUUAAAUUAUUUAAUUUACAAGUUUUAAGAGACGAGGUUUUGAUAGAUUUAAAUAGUUUUACAUAUUUAACUAUUAUUUUUUUAACAGUUUGUU
Molecule: messenger RNA, 932 nt
Organism: Rhopalosiphum padi (bird cherry-oat aphid)
Lineage: Eukaryota; Metazoa; Arthropoda; Insecta; Hemiptera; Aphididae
Exons: 4
Coding region: 60-755 (231 amino acids)
Source: RefSeq, a predicted model, not a curated record